GAAGAGAAGAAGAAUGAGUGACUAGCAAUCAGAUUCUGCAAUGAUGAAUCCAUGGAAUAUCAGAGACCCGUACGAUAUGAUAGACUUUGAUGCCGACGAUGAAGCACCGCAGUUUCAGUUUGAGUUUCCGCCUCUGCCUGAGCCCGUCUGGAAUGCGGACGAAAACAAUGUAGGUGAGCCGUGUGCCAUGGACGUGAGUGGUAAUCAACCACCACAGCCGGUUAUUGAUUCAUGUUUCCCGGAAGCUAUGAAGAGGACAGAGCACUAUUGGGGAAGCCCAUUAUCACUUCAGUCUCAGCCUCAGCCAUGUGCCAUGGACGUGAGUGGUAAUGAACCACCUCAGCCAGUUAUUGAUGAUUGUUUCCCGGAAGUUAUAAAGAGGACAGAGCACUAUUGGGGAAGCCCAUUAUCUGGUUCUCAAUCACUUCAGUCUCCGUCUCAGUCUCAGUCACGUGCCAUUGACGUGUGUGGUAAUCAACCACUUCAGUCUCAAUCUCAGACGGAUAUAGUAAGGACGCUGACGGAUGAGUUUUUCGCUGACACCUGUGGUUAUCCACCACCUCAGCCUCAGCCUCAGACUCAGUGGGAUACCAGUAGGAACAUGUUAAAGCUGAUUCCCGAUGUCGGUGGUCAUCAACCACUUCAACCUCAAGCUCCGGUCUGGACUUGGGAGGAGAAUAAAGCAUUUGAGUCAAUUAUUACCAGUUGUUUUCAGGAUGAUAUCCAGAACCGCUGGGAGGACGUGGCUGCUCGUCUCCCCGGCAGGACCCCGACACAGCUGCAAGAACGCUUUCAGAAGCUGAUGAACGACAUCAAUACAAUGACCAUCAUGAUGGAACACAACCCUCUCUCCAUCCCUAUCAAUGCAACAACACCACCACCACCAUCACACCCUUAUUCCACUCAUCAUCAUCACAGGGAGGAGGUCGUGCCAGCUGCAGAGGAGGAGGUAGUGCCAACUGCACAAGAGGAGGCAGCACCAACAAAGACAGGAUAUCAUUGGACCGAAGAUGAACAUAGGUAUUCGUUUCGCGUCCAAGUGGUGAAAAAUAUUCAAGUGUACUAUGUGCAGUAUCAGGAAUUCAAUCAUGGGUUUGGAAUCUGAGUGGUGACAAAUCCACAUAUCAUGCAUUGUACCCAAGGGCUUGGACAAUAUAUGAAGAACCUGACCCAGCACUGAGAAUAGUUUGUCCUCAGAUCUCACCUAUUAUACCCCAUAAUUACAAGGAGAGUAGCUUUCCUGCACCAGUUUUUACUUUCGUGGUAGGCAAGAGUCACUUCAAUUUCUUUUUUAGUUAGAAUUUGAUACAUAUGUUGCUCUUAAUAUGCAAUGAAUGUUAUUUAUGCAGUUAAAUAAUUUUGGAAAAACAACAGCAGAUGUCACCUUGCUUUUCACAUGGAUUGUAAGUGAAACUUUUUUGUUGACUAUUUACUAUUACACUGUUGGUGUUUUAAUGUUUUAUCCUAUUCUUGGUCCUUGGGGUGCUUAAUGCAAACAAUUGAUGUAUGCAUUUGGAUUUCUGUUGGAGGACUUUCUGAGUUUACUGGUGAUCAUUUUAAUUCAAAGAUGUAAGAAAAUUGUGACUUGGUCACCUUCUUUGUGAAAAUCUCCCACUUGAUUGCUUUUUAUUCUAACAUUCAAGACACAUAUUUUGUCAUGCUAGGGUGAAUGACAAAGUUAUAAUUUUUCACAAUAUUUCAUAGAAACUUGAAAAAUAUUUAUUCAUUGUUUUGUUAUAUCAAGUUAUUGGUUCCAUCAUGUUUUCUUCUCCUGGAUAAAGCUAAUUAUUCUGUUCUAGCUUCUGAGCAUUAUAUAAGACAAGCACUUGGAUUUUCCUUUAUUUGGAUAUCAUAAAUAAUUUCUUGUCAAUUAUGACAAUUACAAUGUUGAAGACUUCAAGUCCUUACAAGCAUCACUGUUUCAUAAUAUUGGAAGCCUAAACAAUUACCCCUUUUGAACUCUUAAAAGGAUUGGUUUUUACAUUUUCUUACAUUAGGCCAUUUUUUAUCUUCAUUUUAGUAUGUUUAGGAUUCUAAUAUUUUUCAAAAAUAGGGGUUGUUACUUUGUAAGUUAUA
Molecule: messenger RNA, 2076 nt
Organism: Arachis duranensis
Lineage: Eukaryota; Viridiplantae; Streptophyta; Magnoliopsida; Fabales; Fabaceae
Exons: 5
Coding region: 41-1105 (354 amino acids)
Molecular function (GO): DNA binding
Source: RefSeq, a predicted model, not a curated record